CUACUCCCCUCCCAUCCCCCCCCCUUUUACCCCCUCAUCUACAUCCAAGAGGGAUCCAUUUGCCAAGAGCCACCUUCGGUCUCUACAUCUCCCCAACUCCCCCGCUCGUUCAUUGCGACUGAACCCAUACUUUCAAAGGCCAGCAUCAAAGGGAAUCGCUGCGCCUAAAUCUACCUACGAAAAAAAAGAAAGAAGGCAUCUUUAAAAAAGGACUUCCUCCUUUCUUCUCUUUCUCUCUUCUCUCUUCUAUCCUCCUCUCGAGUGAUCCAUUACAAUGGCAUACAACUCGAAGAACCCUUUCGCCCUCCUUGGUGACGAGGACGGACCAGCCCCCGCUGCUGCCAAGCCCACCUCUGCCGCUGCCGCCCCCGCUGCUGCUGCUGCACCGGCUAGGAACGUCCCCGGAUCUGGACGAGGAGCACCCCGUGGUGGUGCCGCCGCCGCUGGUGGCCGUGGUGGAGCUCGAAGGAACGUCGAGGGUGGAGCUGCUGCCGGUGGUGAGGAGGGACAACAGAACCGCGAUGUAAGGGAACGCAAGCCCCGAGCUGAGGGCGAGCGAGGCCGAGGACGUGGCCGUGGAGGCCGCGGUGGUCGUGGUCGCCAAUUUGACCGACACUCCGCUACUGGCCGAGUUGACUCCGAGAAGGCAGUCGAGGCUGGCUGGGGUGGAGCUGACGGCCAGCGUGAGCUCAAGGCCGAGGAGGACGCCGUCACCGAUGCCAAGGCCGAGAAGACUGAGGCCAACGGUACCAGCACCCCUGCUGAGGCUACCGAGACCGCCGCUGAGGGUGCUGCUGCCCCCGCUGCCAUCCCCGAAGAGGAGGAGGACAACACCAAGACCUACGAGGAGUACCUCGCCGAGUACACUGCUCAGAAGGCCAAGCUCUCUGCCGUCGGCAAGGGCGCCGGUCCCCGUACCGUGUCAGACUCAAAGGAGUGGGAAGGCUUCGGCAAGCCCGUCGUCAAGUCCGCUGGCGGUCAAGACGACUUCUACAUCGUCGCCGGCGGCAACAAGUCUGCUGCUCAGCAGCAGCGUGCUCAACGUGAGCGCAAGGAGAAGCAAGUGCUGGAGAUUGAGCAGACCUUCAACACCCCACCUGUCCAGCGAUCUGGUGGACGAGGAGGACGAGGUGGUGCCCGUGGUGACUUUGGUGGCAGGGGACGGGGAGAGGGCCGUGGCCGUGGUGGACGUGGAGGUGCUAGGGGCCGUGGCGGUGCUGCUGGUGCUUCCCGCGGCGGUGCUGGUGCCAACGUCAACCUGGACGACCAAAGCGCCUUCCCAAGCCUGUCGUAAAGACACUCGCUCCACUCACUCACUUUAGCUCGGCUUCUCAAAAACGUUUCCCAUCCCGCACAUCCACAUCGCUUCCCAGUUUUUCCCAGCUUCCCAAGGUUCAGAGAGAGAGAAGAGAGAGAGAGAGAAGGGAGGAAGUUGAGUCAGGAAGGCCGCUGUGCGAAUAGUUGGGGGGUGGGGGUUGGGGGG
Messenger RNA from Microstroma glucosiphilum, 1483 nucleotides. RefSeq lists its product as hypothetical. Gene Ontology annotation, cellular component: nucleus; cytoplasm. The record is from RefSeq and is a predicted model, not a curated record. Lineage: Eukaryota; Fungi; Basidiomycota; Exobasidiomycetes; Microstromatales; Microstromataceae. The coding region runs from base 275 to 1294 and encodes 339 amino acids. Gene Ontology annotation, molecular function: RNA binding. The transcript has 4 exons.